Messenger RNA from Pygoscelis adeliae (Adelie penguin), 3139 nucleotides. RefSeq names its product pseudouridine-metabolizing bifunctional protein C1861.05-like. Lineage: Eukaryota; Metazoa; Chordata; Aves; Sphenisciformes; Spheniscidae. Gene Ontology annotation, molecular function: pseudouridylate synthase activity; kinase activity. The transcript has 19 exons. The coding region runs from base 56 to 2164 and encodes 702 amino acids. The record is from RefSeq and is a predicted model, not a curated record.
CCACCCAGCCUCCCUACGUGAGACGGACGCCCAGAGGACCAUCCAUACGCGCAAGAUGAUUAGGAAGAUAACCUAUAGCCUGGGAAGACAUGUGUGCACUGCGGCAUGUGGGACCACCCAGGUGAGAAGAUUUCUGCAUGGUGCUUAUGUCAGGAUUCAGCCCUCCGUACAGGAAGCCCUGAUAGAGGGGAGACCAGUUGUAGCCUUGGAAAGCACCAUCAUUACACAUGGCAUGGCCUAUCCUCAGAAUCUGAGUAUGGCCAGAGAGGUGGAAGAAAUUGUAACAACAAAUGGAGCAGUGCCAGCCACUGUAGGUAUUUUAAGGGGUCGAAUCCAUGUGGGACUCACAGAUGAGGAACUUGAGUUCUUGGCAAGCAGUAAAAAUGUAGUUAAAGUGUCUCGGAGAGAUCUUCCUUUCAUCCUCAGCCAGGGCUUGUCCGGUGGCACUACCGUGUCUGGAACAAUGAUUGCCGCACACAAAGCAGGAAUCCCCGUGUUUGUGACGGGCGGCAUAGGAGGUGUCCAUCGGGGAGGAGAGAACACUCUGGAUGUGAGUGCUGACUUGACAGAGCUAGGACGAACUCCAGUUGCUGUUGUAUCUGCAGGAGUCAAAUCUAUCCUUGAUAUUGGCAGGACACUGGAAUAUCUGGAGACUCAGGGAGUCUGUGUGGCUGCCUUUGGAGAGUCAAGGGAGUUCCCAGCCUUCUUCUCACGCCAGAGUGGCUUCCAGGCACCAUAUCACGUCCGGGAUGAAGAGGAGGCAGCUGAACUCAUUGCCAGCGCUUUGGGGCUAGGCCUGAGCAGCGGGGUGCUGAUAGCAGUGCCCUGUCCCCAGGAGCGAGCUGCCUCAGGCCAGGUCAUCGAAGAGGCCAUCCAGCAAGCUCUCAGCGAAGCCAGGUCCAAAGGGAUCACAGGCAAAGAACUGACCCCUUUUAUGUUACAGAAGAUCAAUGAAUUAACUGAUGGGAAAUCGCUGGACUCCAACCUUGCUCUUAUCCAGAACAAUGCCAGAGUGGGCAGCUGCAUUGCAGUGGCCCUGAGCAAACUACAGAAAGCCAGAAGGACGGGGAACCUGCCUCGGCGAGAGGACACAACCUCACCUCAGCCAGUGGUGAUUGGAGGUAUCAACGUUGACUUUAUAGCCAAGGCACAGAACCCUGUCAUCCUGGACGGUGGGCAAACAAACGCUGGAAGAGUGAGACGAACCUUUGGCGGCGUUGGAAGAAACUUGGCAGACUGCUUAAGCCGCCUUGGACAGACUCCUCUCUUUUUAUCAGCUGUGGGGAAGGAUGAACAUUCAGAAUCCAUCCUGCACUACUGUCACCACAUGGACAUGAGUGCCGUCCUUCAGCUGGAGGGGAAGAGCACAGCCACUUACUGUGCUGUGAUCACUAGUGCUGGGGAGCUCAGCGUCGGCUUGGGUGAUAUGGACAUCCACCACCAGAUAACAGAGCAAUAUGUGUCCCAGUUCAAGGAGAACCUGUGCCAGGCCCCGCUAGUUUGCAUUGAUGGAAAUGUGCCUCUUUCCACUAUUCAGUAUGUCUGCCAACUAGCUAGAGAGCAUCAGCUAGCAGUGUGCUAUGAGCCAACAGAUGAGAACAAGGCUUCUAAGCCAUUCCUCUCAGACAGCUGGAAAGCGCUUACGUACAUUUCCCCCAACCUGCAAGAGCUAAGAGCAAUAAAUCGGACCCUCGGGAACCCUCUGCCAGCAGAGCUGCCAUCCAGGUUGGAGGAUGUUGUCCAGACUGCAAUGGCCCUGGCCCGCCCUUUGCUGGCCCACCUGCACUGUGUGGUGGUGUCCCUUGGCGCUCACGGCGUCCUCCUGUGUGGCAAAAGCCUGGCAGGGAGCAUCUCGCUUCGUCCAGGAGCUCACGAACAGACUGCUGCUGCCAGCCUCUGUGCCACCCACUACCCCGCCAUCCACAUCAGCAGGGAGGAGAUAGUCAAUGUCUCGGGCGCCGGCGACAGCUUAAUGGCGGGAAUCCUUGCAGGGAUGCUUGCUAAACAUGACGCAGAUACCUGUGUCCAGAUGGGUCUGCUUGCUGCAAGCUUGUCUCUCCGUUCCUACGAGCCCAUUUCCCCAGAAAUCAGCACUUCCAGUGUCAGCCAGGAGCAAGUCAAGAGCAGGAGCUGGCCAGAGGUGAAGGUAUGGAAGAUGGACUAGAGCGCCGUGGCUUUCUCAUCCAUCACCUCCUCACCCUCCCAGCAUUGCUGUUUCCAGGAACUGGGCUGUGUUUUGAGCUUCGAGCUCAAAAGCUGGCUGCUGACCAGAGGACUUAGACUUUUGGUGCGCACUAGCUUUUGGGAGGUGAAGUGUCAAUGGAGUGCAUUUGUGACAACUUGCAUUGCACUGUUCACACUCAUGUUUGUCUGCCUCUCCUUUUUUUUUUUUUUUUGUGGGUUACAGCAACCACAGCUUGGUUCUUCUGUCUACUGCCUGUUGAUAGUUUAUCUCACCUCCCCCUCUAAGGAGAACACUCACCUGUUUUGGUCUUGAGUAAACCCUCAGAGAAGGAGACCCCAACCCAGGGAACUUCUUUGUACAGAAGUGCUGGUUUCUGGUCUUUCAGACCUUCUGCUUCCCUGAACCUCCCAUCCUUCCUAGAUUUUCUCCUGAGGGGAUUUCCCCUUCCUCCACCUUGUGUCACUGUUGUCCAUUAUCAUGGUAGCUCCGCUGUCACCAACUCCUAGAUCUUCAGGACCAUGUCUCUUCAGGUGGGCCCAGCAGCAACAUCCUCUUUUGCUGCUCACUCCUGGUUUAUAUCCAAGAGGUCCCAUGGACCACAACGUGCGGCAAGAUGCAGCUGGCAGGCACGUAACUCUGUAGGACAACCUCAUCAGUCUUCCCAAGCCAGACAGCAAACGCUGCGCUUUCUUGCUCUGAAGUCCAAUGCCCCUGGAGAAAGCAGGCGAGACUAAUCAAAGAAGGGUAACCAGGGGCCAAGCUGGUGGCCUUUAAAAGGUGACUGCCCCUUGUCCUGCACACAUUCAUCUCAACUUGGGGCUUCCUUCCUCCCCAGCCCAGAGUGUCAACCCCACUCACCCACAUACACGCUUGAGAGAGUUGGAGCAAGCCCCUCUUGCCUCUGCCUCAUGCCUGUGACCGCUUGGCAAACCACUGGGUACUUGACACAGAAAA